Lethenteron reissneri (Far Eastern brook lamprey) is the source of this 1149-nucleotide messenger RNA. It is a transcript of the gene CEP15, whose product is annotated as centrosomal protein 15. The record is from RefSeq and is a predicted model, not a curated record. Lineage: Eukaryota; Metazoa; Chordata; Hyperoartia; Petromyzontiformes; Petromyzontidae.
GUCUCCACGGCGACCGAGUCAACGGCGCGGCCCGGAGGAUGCAAACAACAACGGCGCGAACAACACUCACAACACUAAACAUCAACACUGACAACACUCACAACACUAAACAACAACACUCACAACACUCACAACACUCACAACACUCACAACACUAAACAUCAACACUCACAACACUAAACAACAACACUCACAACACUCACAACACUAAACAUCAACACUCACAACACUCACAACACUAAACAUCAACACUCACAACACUCACAACACUAAACAACAACACUCACAACACUAAACAACAACACUCACAACACUAAACAUCAACACUCACAACACUAAACAUCAACACUCACAACACUAAACAUCAACACUCACAACACUAAACAUCAACACUCACAACAACACUCACAACACUAAACAUCAACACUCACAACAACACUCACAACAUUAAACAUCAACACUCACAACAACACAGACAUUAACAAAACUCACAUUAGCACCACUAACAACAACAUUAACAACGCAAACAUUAAAAUCAAGAAUAUUAACAACACGAACACAAGACAUUAACAGCACUCACAACACAGACAUUAGCAACACUAACAGCAACAAAGCAGCCAUUAACAGCACGGACAACAACACCACGAACGUCAACAACAACAACACCACGAACGUCAACAACAACAACACCACGAACGUCAACAACAACAACACCACGGACACAACACGGACAUGACGUCACGGCUGGCGGAGGAGAUGGCGCUGAGCCAACAGCACGAGGAGAUCCUGGCGCGCCGGGCGGUGGCGCUGAGGGCCGCGGGGCGCCUCUGCGACUCGCGCGCCGAGGGCCUCCCCCGCGCCCUCGAGGCGGCAGAGGCGGCGGCGGCCAAGAGGUGCGCCAUGCUGCAGGCUGUGGACGCAGCAGAGCAUCGUCUGAAGACGCGCAUUGACGCAUCGUCCCGCGCAGACAUCCUCACCCAGCAGUGCAGGUACUGGGCGUCGGUGGAGCGCCUCCUGCCGGACUGGGAAGGCGUCCUGCACAGCCCCGACGAGGCCUCCACUCGGGCCGAGGGCGAUGCCCCCACCGCCCCACAGGGCAACGCUUGACCCCCCCACCAACUACAACAAUAAACAAAAACACUUCGUGUA